GACAAGAGUUCAGCUGCUGUUCACUGAGAGCUCUCAGUCUUCGCUGUUUGCCUUGGUCCGGGAACUGAAAUGAACCUCUUCCUUCCAAGGAGGGACAUGCCGCGGAGACUGGAGGAGAAGAUGGAUGUUAACUCAAACAGUUUAUAUGAAGUAAGCAUGGGAUUGGAUAAAGAAGAAUUGGGGGACUUGAAGUUUCUGUGCACUGAUCACCUGCAAGCGGGCAAGGGGAUAGCCAGUGCACAGGAUCUGUUCAGAGAACUGCAGCAACAAGACUUGGAUAUUAUCCCUGAACUCCUGUAUCAAAUCCAACGCUUUGACUUACUCAACCUUCUUGGAAAACGGAAAGCAGACAUGGAACACCUUUUUCAACAACCUGAAAAUUCCAAGAUCUCAGAUUACAGAGUGCUGCUAUAUAACAUUUCGAAAGAGAUUAAUGGUGAGGAGCUCAGUAACAUAAAAUUUAUACUGCAAGUAGCCAAGGGGAAAUCUCAGGAUAUGAAGAAUUUUAUGGAUGUCUGCAUUAAUCUGGAAAGGAAGGGACAACUAGCACCAGAUAAUCUAUAUGUCCUACUAAAUGUCAUGAAGGAAAUCAAAAGAAUUGAUCUAAAGCGCAAACUGGAAAAAAUUCAAGACAUAACUGCUACACUUCCACAACAAGAAAGCAGGAGCCAAGCAAAAGAGCCUAACCAUGGGAUGUUCCCUGGAGUCAGCUGUCAAGCUCAGACUGAUGCCAAACCAAGUGAUUCAACAGGAACUGAGAAUCAGCAUGAACCUCAACCACAGACAUCCACUGUAGGAACACAACGAAUUACUGUGGAUGACCCAGCUGUAGAGAAGCCUUGUCCCCAGCAAGGAGGAGGUUCAACUACAGAAUACAAUUUACAUUCCAUUGGCAAUCUGCACACAGCUGUGGAAAAAUUAAGAUUGGAAUCAACAUCAGAAACCUCGAGAACCUCCUCAGUGAUUGCAACAUCCUCCCUUCCUCAACACAUCUCGACACAGACAAGUUCACAGUCAGACACAAGUCAGACCAACAGCCAGCAGUGCAUUGAAGUGUACAAAAUGAAUAGUGAGCCACUUGGAAUCUGCUUAAUACUGAACAACAAAUUGUUUCCUGGAACAAACUUGAACGAAAGAAAGGGGACAGAUUGUGAUGCAGAAAAGCUAACUCAAGUGUUUAAAAUGUUGGGAUUUAACAUAGUCAGAGAAGACAACUUAACAGUGAAACGUAUGGAAGAAGUACUGCUCACGUAUCAAACGUUUGAUCAUAAUGAUUGUUUUGUGUGUUGCAUCCUCUCACAUGGUGAAAAAGACGCAGUUGUGGGAACUGAUGGAGAGCUUCUUCCUAUCAAAAAGAUCAGGUCCAUGUUUUCAGGGUCUCAGUGUUGCUCACUGCUGGAGAAACCCAAGGUCUUCUUUAUACAAGCAUGUCAAGGCCAAGAUUCACAAAGAGCAUGCCAAGUGAUGAACUAUUUCACAAGCAGCAGCUCUGAGCUUGAAACUGAUGCAAUGACAUAUUCCAUCCCAGAGGACAGAGAUUUCCUGAUUGGAAUGUCUACUGUUGCUGAUUGUGUUUCCUACAGGACGCAUAAAGGCUCCUGGUUCAUUCAAGAACUGUGUAACUGCUUGGAAGAAUUAUGCCCCCGAGGAGAAGACCUGCUUACAAUUCUGACCGUAGUGAAUCAGAAAGUAAGUGAAAAACAUCAAAGCAAGAAGCAAAUUCCGGAGCCAAGAUUCACCCUAUCCAAGAAGUUGAUCAUUUUGCCCCCUUCUAAAAGGAAUUUAAACAGCUGAUCCAACUUCAGCCACACAGGAAUGAAUGUCUGUAUUUGAUAUCUCAGGAGGAAAUUCAGCAAGCUAGUUUGACUUUAAAAUGGGUUUUGUCCAUCAUUAAAUGUCAGCAGUACCUGUGGACCCUAUAACUGUUUACAAACAUAGCAAGUGUACAAAUGUUUCAUCUACCUGUUUAAACCUUUUGUAAUUAUAACUCUGGAACAGGUGGGACUUGAACCCUUCUGGUUCAGAGGUGAGGACACCAUCUUUAUUCCACAACAGCCCUCCAUAUAUCAAAUGUAACCUAGAUGGACCUAUCAAAUCACUCAAACUAUUAAUACGAUGAGGAAAAUUCUGCUUAGGUUCUGUGGAUGCCUUAAGAUUUCCAUGCCAUUAAUCGUUGUUUUGAAAAUAAACUGAUUUUAAUGCAAGAUUAAAAGAUUUCAAAAAACAGACUGAAGACAUGCUGUGUUCGAGGAAUCCUAGUAUUUAAUUUAUAUUUUUAAAAUAAUAUGUUUUCUCUGAUGUAAGUAGCAGUUCAGUCAGUGUAAUAGGCUCUUUAAAGAAAAACAGGCUUACGUUGACAGACCACCUCUCAUGACUUCAAGGCAUUUUGCUGAUUUUAUGCCUUUGGAGCAAAUAGGAAAACGUGGUCAUAAGGAUAACCUGUAGGUCUAUUAUGACAUUCUCCAUAAUAGAUGAUCCAAUUAAAACUGUCUACAACUGCACUUUUUUUUUCUAGCAAGAAGAUGAGUCACAUAUCCAGGAUACAACAAGAGUGAUUAUAUCUUCCUGUCUCCGUGCCUUUCACACGCCUGUGGAGAAUUGUUUAGGUAGUUCCCUUGCAGUCUGACCAGGAAAUCUCCGGGGGACUGAAGCUGUUGUCUCAAAGUGCACUGAAGUAAAAAUUUUCGUUAGUACUGGCAUCAAAUCUGGAAGUGCAUGAUGUAGGUCAACCUGCCAUUGUUGCAUCAGCACAAAUGUUUCACCCUGAACUGUAUGAGGCACCUUUACCCAGUCUGUGUACAGUCCGGGUAAAAAAAGUCAGCGGAAGUUGCCACAGUUUCAAGGUUAUUUUAACAUACUUGCAAUUUGAUGUGGGGAAGGGAGGGACAACCUAUUCUUGCAUUGAUUAAUUAUAAGAUGCCCUAAACAUGAAGAAUCUUUCCACAAAAUAGGCAGAUUUUAACAAAAUGCGAUAAAAGGAAAUAAAGGUUCAUGUAAAACUAUAAAUGGAGACUUAAAGCAAAUGUCAGGAACAAAACUCAGUUAAUAACCAGGAAAAUUAGUUCUAUGUCCAUGUUCUACAUAGACAGGGUGCUUAAAAAAGUGCUUGACAUGCUUGACUACAUUGUUCAGUCCUUUGAGUAUAGGAGUUGGGAAGUUGU
Molecule: messenger RNA, 3161 nt
Organism: Chiloscyllium plagiosum (whitespotted bambooshark)
Lineage: Eukaryota; Metazoa; Chordata; Chondrichthyes; Orectolobiformes; Hemiscylliidae
Source: RefSeq, a predicted model, not a curated record